UGCUCCCAUUGUAACGGAAGAAAGAUAGCUUGGUAGCCACACGCUGCUAAACCCUUUUGUAGCAUUGUCAAGGUUUUGUAUUUUGUUCAGAGGUCAAGACCUACUUAUUUAUAUCUUUUGAAAAACAGGUUUAGUCUGUAUUUUUUAUGAUAUAACGCUGAAGCGAUGACGGGCUCAAAUGAAUACAAGCUGAACCAGGGACCAGAAGACAGCAUUUCUGCUGUCAAGUUCAGCCCCAGCACUGCCCAGUUCCUUCUUGUUUCAUCUUGGGAUUGCACCGUUCGUCUCUUUGAUGUUGGAGGCAACACCAUGCGAAUGAAGUACCAGCACACAGCUCCAGUUCUUGACUGUGCUUUUUAUGAUCCAACACAUUCUUGGAGUGGAGGCUUAGAUGCCCAAUUAAAAAUGCACGACUUGAACACAGAUCAAGAUACAAUAGUUGGAGCACAUGAUGCCCCAAUUCGUUGUGUGGAGUACUGCCCGGAAGUAAAUGUCAUGGUAACAGGCAGCUGGGACAGGUCUGUUCGUCUCUGGGACCCUAGGACCCCCUGCAACGCUGGCACAUUUACUCAGCCUGAAAAGGUGUACACCCUCUCUGUUGCUGGGGACAGACUGAUUGUUGGAACAGCUGGAAGACGAGUCCUGGUGUGGGAUUUGAGAAAUAUGGGAUACGUUCAGCAAAGACGAGAGUCCAGUCUCAAGUAUCAGACUCGCUGCAUUAGGGCAUUCCCCAACAAACAGGGCUAUGUUCUGAGUUCAAUUGAAGGACGUGUAGCUGUGGAGUACCUGGACCCCAGCCAGGAGGUUCAGAAAAAGAAAUAUGCAUUCAAGUGCCACCGACUGAAAGAGGAUGGAAUUGAGCAUGUCUAUCCCGUCAAUGCCAUCUCAUUUCACAGUGUUCACAAUACCUUUGCCACGGGUGGUUCAGAUGGCUUCGUGAACAUCUGGGACCCUUUCAACAAGAAGCGCCUCUGCCAGUUCCACCGCUACCCGACCAGCAUCGCCUCUCUGGCUUUCAGCAACGAUGGCACAAUGCUCGCAAUCGCCUCCUCCUACAUGCAGGAAAAGGGAGACAUAAGCCAUCCAGAAGAUGCCAUCUUUAUUCGCCAGGUCACAGACGCUGAAACAAAACCAAAGUGAGUCUUCGUCUCCUUCAUUGCCCCUAGGACUGAAUAGCUUUUUUUCAGCUCUGUGGGGGAAGCUCACCUGAUAAAAGGGGCAAAUCCAGCUGCAGCACAUUCUGAUCUGUAUCUUCUUGAAUCCACCUUUCAAUAUCCAACAGCUGACAGAUGGAUCAGAAUUUGAAAAUAGUCCCCUAUAGUUUUUGUGACUGUUGUAAACAUUGUUUAGACAAACAAAUUGUGUACUAUAAAAUGCAAAGCUGUUCAGUAUAUUCCUUCUCUUCUGUAUCCAUGGAGGUUUUCAUUUAUCUUUUCACACUUUUUAAUUUUCUAAAAGUUGCCCUGUGGAUUACUAAAACAGUGCUGUUGUAUUUCAUGGUAUGCACUUCUUGCUGCAAGCUUUACCAAGAGUUGUCACUGUUUUAGGUUUAAAGUGGUGUACGCUAUUGUGUAAACAAACUGAAAUUCCUGAUGGAACUUAUGAGCUUCAACACCAUCAGAAUGUUUCUUUUUUACUCUUAAUGUUUUAAAUGUACAAAUCUAGCUGAAAAUGUCAUUUUUGGCCAAUUUUGGAUGCAUGUCAGCGUUUUCAUCAAAUAUCUGAUUACUUGUGAAUUGUUUUAAAAAGAUGUUCUAUGUAACCUCAUCUGUACCUAUAAACCGUUUUUUUAAUGGCAUAAACUUCACUAGUUUUAACCAAUUAAUCCUAGAGCAAUUUAAAUUUCAAUUAACAAUUUUCAGCUUUAAAUGAAUAACUAAGAAAACAUAACUAAACAGUCCCAAAAUGAGAAGACGGGUAAAGUUUUGAUGUUACAGCAUGACUUGAACUUCAUCUUCAGUUAUUCUUCUCUUUUUGUCUCAUCUGGUUUUCAAUCGAUCACCCACAUUGAACUAUCAGAAAAUGUAUAUUUUUGAGAGCUUGAAAAAGCAGUAAAAAAAACCCUUAUGCAGACAAGAAAAUAUCUGACUUUUGGGACUACGAUAAAAGAAAAGACAUACUUUAGGAUUUUUGUUAUUUAGGAACCUUAACAUCUGUUGCCCAAAUAAAUCCAUUAUCAUAUUCUUGGUUUUCAGAUCUACCUAAGUGUACAGUGGAGUGGUUUCCUGUGCGGAUGAAACCUUCAUCAAGCCAUGUUCAUCUGCUGGCAGCAGUGUAUUAUAACUGUCUCGGUUUCCCUGUGUUGUUUUUUUUUUUUUUCCCAGUUUGUUUCCUUUUGUCUUUAUGUAAUGUUUGUUAGACUUUUCAGUUGUCUGUCUCUUGUUAAAUAUUUCACUGUUCAGUCAGUUGUCUCAUACUUUCUUAAACAAGCUCAUUGAAAUUAGCCUUUUUAUUUGUAUUAUUAUUAUUACAUUUUCUAGUUGUGAUGCCUUAACAUAAUCCAUAGCUAUACACCGAACACACAUUUACUCCCCAACAGGUUGGCUGGAAUCUACACUUGCAGACUAAUAUUCUUUCCCCUCUUAAAAAAAGUUCAACCUACAGUUUUUUUUUUCAUCUCUUUGUGACUAAACCAACCUGGAAGAACGAAAACCUCAGAAAUGCUUGGAAUGUUUCACAGCACAAGAACUUGUUUUGUUGAUGGCGUGUUGAAAGAAAGUAAUGAUCCUCUAGUUUUGCUGAGGGCUCCACUUGCCCCAGACAGUGACCUUUACCGAUGGACGUCACACCACUUAGUACUCAUAUUUUUUUAACAGUUUCCCCAUUCAACAAAGUUCCUACAAGCUGUUACAACACUUCACCAGCUCCACUCUGAAAUGGGAUUGGGAUCUGUUCAGUAGAGUUUGACAUUGCAUGAAUGGCAGCAGCAAUAUGAAACUGCUCCCUGCGAAAUAAUGUAUUUUUCCCUGCAGAGAAAUGUGAUUCUAAAGCCCUUUAGUCAAAGCAAAGAGCUGUCAGUUCUUUUCAUAAAGGCUUUUUUUUGUCUGCUUUUUGCCUAAUGGCUCUGUUCUUUUGGCAUCCUGGAAAUAAUUUGUUUACUUAAUUAAAAAGAUGUAAUUCUGA
Messenger RNA from Oryzias latipes (Japanese medaka), 3123 nucleotides. It is a transcript of the gene bub3, whose product is annotated as BUB3 mitotic checkpoint protein. The record is from RefSeq and is a predicted model, not a curated record. Gene Ontology annotation, molecular function: protein binding. NCBI's taxonomy places the organism in Eukaryota, Metazoa, Chordata, Actinopteri, Beloniformes, Adrianichthyidae.